Molecule: messenger RNA, 123 nt
Organism: Meloidogyne enterolobii
Lineage: Eukaryota; Metazoa; Nematoda; Chromadorea; Rhabditida; Meloidogynidae
Source: the annotation of a GenBank genome assembly
AUGAAAUUCAGCCAAUUAUUUGUUCUUUUAAUAAUUGCUUUACAAUUUUUGGUUGCUCAAGGGCUCAUCUACGAUGCGAAAGCUGCUAAAGUAGCAGGAAGUGGAAGUGGUUCAGGGCGCUGA